Molecule: messenger RNA, 1182 nt
Organism: Miscanthus lutarioriparius
Lineage: Eukaryota; Viridiplantae; Streptophyta; Magnoliopsida; Poales; Poaceae
Source: the annotation of a GenBank genome assembly
AUGACCAUGGUGAGGACGACGGUGGUCGGCAGGGAGAGGAGCGGGGGCGUGAGGCAGUACAACAGGUCCAAGGUGCCCCGCCUGAGAUGGACGCCCGAUCUGCACCACUGCUUCGUCCACGCCAUCCACAAGCUCGGAGGCCAGGACAAGGCUACGCCGAAGCGAGUUCUGCAGCUGAUGGGAGUGGGAGGACUCACCAUAUCUCAUGUCAAAAGCCACCUGCAGAUGUACAGGAACAUGAGAAAUGAUCUUGGAAUGCAAGGGCCGAUGCAGGUGCACCGGAUGCAGGAUCAGGAGCACGUAUACGGAGGAGGCAUGCAUAUGGAACUCUGCACCAAUAUGCAGCAGCAGCAGCAGCAGCCGCAGUGCGAUCAUGAGUGCGAUGCCCCCUGCUGCAUCUGCCACUCACCAAAGCCUGGAAAGGAGGCGACGCUGUUCCAACGCCAACUGAAAAGGGCGGAGACGAGGCGUGAGGGGGACGAGAUCGAUGGGAGCGCGAGACCCAAGAGGGUUCUGCUGCGAGGAGGCCCAGGCCCAGGAAUAUGUGAGAGCGACGGGUCACCGAGCGGCGGCCUGUGCUGCGCGCUCGCAGCAGCAGCAGCAGGUGGCUACGACAACUAUAUGCGCAUGAUGCAAGCGGCCAUGGGCGUGGCUGCCGCUGCCGGCGCUCCUGCUCGUGCUCCUCCUCCGCCUCCGCCUCCACCUCGUCAUGCGGAGACGGUGGAGCCCGGGCGGGGGCCGGGAAUAAAGCAGCACUUGGCGCGGCCCGGCGCAGACUGCGGCGAACACGCUCCUCCUCCCAGCAGCAGCAAGCAGCGCCUCACAUUCUUGGGCUUCGUGGUGGCGCCGGGGCCGCCUCCUCCUCCCUGCUGCGGCCGUGACCACCCUUUCGAGACGGUCGGCAUGGCUCUCACCGGCCACCGCAGCUCCGCGGAGGCACGCCGCCUCCUCCCACGAGGCCUCGAGACACCGCCGAGCAAGGCCGCCGUGGCCCAACAAGCUGGCGGCGAUCCCUGGUCGUCGUCGGCGGGUUCCGACGGCGACGACUGCUCGCCCUCGCUGUCCCUAGCGCUGGACACGAGAAGCAGCCGCAGCGGCGAGGAGGUCGGCCGGCUCUCGCCGGCGGCGACGGCGUCGUCGUGGAGCCGGAUCAGCCUCGACCUAUCCUUGUCCACGCUAUAG